This is a messenger RNA of Mustela erminea (ermine), 3154 nucleotides long. RefSeq names its product radial spoke head component 4A (gene RSPH4A). Gene Ontology annotation, cellular component: radial spoke; axoneme. The record is from RefSeq and is a predicted model, not a curated record. The coding region runs from base 72 to 2417 and encodes 781 amino acids. The transcript is spliced from 6 exons. Gene Ontology annotation, biological process: axoneme assembly; cilium assembly; cilium movement involved in cell motility. Lineage: Eukaryota; Metazoa; Chordata; Mammalia; Carnivora; Mustelidae.
AGAGGCUUCACCAAAUCACAAACCUAGGGUUUUCAUUUCUCUUGGUCUCCUCCCUAGAAUCCUGGCAACAGAUGUGCGUAAUUUCUCUUCUAGGAAACCUUGCCUGGGGUUGCUAUGGAGAUAGGACGCUGCAACUUGCGGAGCCGCUAGUGCCCAGAAAUCUCUUAGCCGACCUCAGCAAAGCGGCUACCCUGCCUUUCUAUAUCUGCAUUCCCCUUUCAUCCAGAACUUCGUUUUUCUUGACUCCUUCCAUGGAAGAUUUGACAUCCCCGAAGCAAGACAAAGAAAAUCAGGAACUGGGGGAAGCAAGGCGGCCAUGGGAAGAAAUAGCAGCUUCUUCCCAAGAUCCCGAGUCUGGGUUAUCUGAGCCCCUGGAACCGGAGCAGUGGCUGGAAACUGGACCCCGACCGAGAAGCGGCCCUCCGCAGAGCCCGCAGUCUAGAGCCAGCCCUCCUCUGGAUGACGUCACGCGACCAGGUGCACCAUCUCCACCUUCCCCUGCCCCGGAGUCUUCUUUCAUUCCUUCUACGCUGGCUCUGGCCCGACAGCAGCUUGAGGCCCCGUGGCAGUCAGACAGAACUACUGAUGUGAAUCCCAAAGCUGAGACACCUCACUCCCACCGUUUGGAACAAUCAUCUGAUCAAGGAAAAUCGACUGCUCCUCAAACAUGCCAAUUAGAGGGAGACAUCUUUCAACAGUCUCAGCAAACCGAACGUCACCUGUAUGGACCAGAAGAUGUGAGCAAUAACAACUCUAAACAAAAAGAGCUGAGAUUUAACAUCUUUCAGGAGGAGGACUCAAACAGUAACUAUGAACUGGAUCACACUGAAUCUGGGGUCUCUGAAGGGGCCCCCAGCCCGCUUGAGAUUGCCAUCCAGAGUGCUAAGGCCUACUUGCUGAAGACCAGCAGCAAGUCUGGCUUAAAUCUAUAUGAUCAUCUUUCUGAUAUGCUAACUAAGGUCUUAGAUGAGCGUCCUGAAAAUGCUGUGGACAUCAUUGAAAGUAUCAGCCAAGAUGUGAAGAUGGCACAUUUUAGGAAAAAAUUAGAUACACUCCAAAAUGAGAAUGAGAUGCUUCCAAUAUAUGAAACAGCAGAGAAGCAAAAGGCUCUUUUUCUCCAGGGAAAUUUGGAAGGAGUCGACCAAGAACUGGAAGAUGAAAUAGCAGAAAACUCUCUCCCAAAUGUAAUGGAGUCAGCUUUUUAUUUCGAACAAGCUGGAGUUGGUUUGGGCACAGAUGAGACUUAUCGCAUAUUUCUUGCCCUCAAGCAGCUUACGGACACCCAUCCAAUCCAAAGAUGCCGCUUCUGGGGCAAGAUCUUGGGUCUAGAAAUGAAUUAUAUUGUAGCUGAAGUAGAAUUCCGUGAGGGAGAAGAUGAAGAAGACGUAGAAGACGAAGAUGUAACUGAAGAGAGGGAUGAUGGAGAUAGCGACGCUGAGGAAAAUGAUGAAGAUGAAUUACCAAGGACAUUUUACAAGACCCCACAGGUUAUACCAAAAGAGGAAAAUAGAACGGGGGCCAACAAAUACGUGUAUUUUGUGUGCAAUGAACCAGGAGGACCAUGGGUGAAGUUACCACCAGUUACACCUGCACAAAUUGUUACUGCAAGAAAGAUCAAGAAAUUUUUCACUGGGCGUUUAGAGACUCCCAUUGUAAGCUACCCACCUUUCCCAGGAAAUGAGAGCAAUUACUUACGAGCACAAAUUGCCAGAAUUUCAGCAGGGACCCACGUCAGCCCUCUGGGAUUCUAUCAGUUUGGUGAAGAGGAAGGAGAGGAGGAGGAGGAGGUAGAAGGCCGGCGAGAUAGCUUUGAAGAAAACCCAGAUUUUGAAGGCAUCCAAGUGAUCGAUCUCGUGGAAUCCCUUUCCAAUUGGGUUCAUCAUGUGCAACACAUUCUCCCUCAGGGUCGCUGUAAUUGGUUCAAUCCCAUUCAAAAAAGUGAGGAGGAGGAGGAAGAGGAAGAUGAAGAAAAAGAAGAAGAAAAAGGAGAAGAGCCUGAGUAUAUGGAACAGGAAGUGGGGCCUCCUCUUUUGACACCAAUCUCUGAAGAUUUAGAAAUCCAGAAUAUACCACCUUGGACAACACGGCUGUCCUCAACUCUCAUUCCUCAAUAUGCUAUUGCCAUCCUUAGAUCCAACCUUUGGCCUGGAGCAUAUGCCUUUUCCAAUGGCAAAAAGUUUGAAAAUUUCUACAUAGGCUGGGGUCAUAAAUAUAGUCCAGACAACUACACGCCCCCAGCUCUACCACCAGUUUACCAAGAAUACCCCAGCGGGGCCGAAAUUACAGAAAUGGAUGAUCCUAGCAUGGAAGAAGAGCAGGCUUUCCGAGCCGCGAGGGAAGCAGCUGCUCUUCCUGUUGAAGAAAUGGGAGAAACUGAAGAAGAUGAAGAUGAGGACGAUGAUUCUGACCAAGAAUAGUAUCAGCCCAGCCUUGUGUGAGACUGGUACACAUAUACUGUGUGUGGACCCUUGAUUUUACAUAUAUAGUAUAUAGUACAGAAUUACAUAAAAUUGGCAACUAUUCAUGUACAAAAUGUUAUUCCUUGAAAAUAUCCAGUUUGGAAUUUCAUAUGUUCAACUACUAAUAUGUACCUCUAGAAAGAUGUUCAAUGGAAUUUUCAGAGGCUAAAUAACACGUUCCUGUUCUUUGGCUACAGCUAAUAGAAUAAUGUGCAUUCUUAAAUUAAAAAAAAAGGUCUUAGGUUUAAUUUCUUAAUAUGGCAAACAUGGAAAGAUGUAAUCCACAGGGACUUGAAUAUUUGUCAGCAGGUACUGGGACAAAAAUUAUUGAUAGUCCCUCAAUCAGAGCAUGUAUUUUUAACCAGUCUGGGAAGCUGUACACAAAUACUGUGUAUGUAUGUGUGUGGGAGGGCUUGUUUUUUGUUUUUGCUGGGGAGAGGAUUAUAAUUCUAUCACCUGCUCAGAGACUACGAGCACUCAAAAUUUUGACACUUUCGUCAUUUUUUUUUUUAAAGAUUUUAUUUAUUUGACAGAGAGAAUGAGUACAACUAGGGGGAGAAGGCAGAGGGAGGGAAGCAGGCUUGCCGCCAAGUGGGGAGCUGGACACUGGAUGCGGGCCACGAUCCCAGGACCCUGGGAUCAUGACCUGAGCCGAAGGCAGAUGUUUAACAACUGAGCCACCCAGUGUCCCUCCU